AUGAGUUGGAAGUUGCGGCCAAAAUCGACCCAGUCAACAGGAGCUAAUCACAAUUGUAAUAAUGCUGAAGGUUUUACGAUUGCAAUCAAUCAUUCUGGUAAAUUUGUAAGUGUUGGUCGAAAUGUGUAUUGUGGUGGUUCUAUUGACUUCAUUGACAAUUGUGAGGCAGAUUUCAUUUCAAUGGUUGAGAUAAUGUCUAUGGUUAAAGAUAUUGACUUGGAUAAUGUGGGUAAAAUUUUCUAUAGCAAAAGAGGAAUGGGUGAUUGUUCUGAUUUGUCACUACUUGAGAAUGAUUUAGAUGCUAUGAAUUUGGUGCAAUGGUUGGAUUCUGAUAGAGUUAUCAGUUUGUUUGUUGAACAUGAGCCCCUUAUUUGUAGUGGUAAUCAGUCUGAGCUUCCUAAUGUUGAUGAACCAUUGCCAUUUGUUGGGAAUUUAGAAAGUUCUGAGGAGAGAAUCAGCCAUGAAAAUGCAUUUGUAGGUAGUAAUGAGAAUCAGUCUUGUGGUUUAAGUAGAACAUAUCUGCAGGAUGUUGUUGAUGAUAGGGAAACAGAUGAAAGUGAUAGUGAUAAGAACCACAAUGUCAGAGGUUGCCCUUCUAAGAAGAAUGAGAACAACCAAAAGGAAAAUGAAAGAAAUGAGCCCUCACAAGCAUCUGCCCAGCAAAUGGGCCCUGCCUCAGUGGGCCAUGACCAAAUGGGCUCUGCCUCAGUGGGCCAUGACCAAAUGGGCUCUGACCAAAUGGACCCUGACCAAAUGGACCCUGACCAAAUGGGCUUUGACCAAAUGGGCCAUGACCAAAUGGGCCCUCAGCAGAUGGGCUCUGACCAAAUGGGCCCUCAGCAGAUGGACAAUGACCCAGGCUUGGAUGAGAUUUAUUCUGUGAUUGAUGAAUUUGAUGCUUUUGAUGCAUCACUGCCCAAUAAUGAACAACCACUUGCAAGGCCUCCUCAAAGUAAAAGAAGCAACACCUCAGAGAAAAAGAAAGCAAUGAAGACUACUCAAAGUCGAGAGAGAACCACAAGGUCAGCCAACACCUCAAUUGAGACGUCACAGACCCUUAUCAAGAAGACAAGAGAAGUCUCAACCCAAAAAGAGUUGGCCAAAAGCAUCACAGUGACAGGACCAACCACAAGAUCUAAGAAGAACAUCAAUUCCACUUCAACUACCAAUUCCAAGGCUAGUAAGUCAAUUGACAAAGUCACAGGUACUGAGAAAAUUGUGCACACACAGAAUUCUCAAACCACCAAGGAUGUUCAGAGCACAAAAAAAACAUUAGGUCUGAAAAGGAAGUUGGAUGUGAGAAAGAUGUCACAAUCUCAAGGUCAACCAUCCAAUUCUGCUCCUGAGGUUGACAAACCCAUAUGGAGACCACCUGGGAGGCCAGUCACAGAUGUUUCAAGCUUCUCAAGAAUGUUUGGUGGAGGAUACAUGAUUAGUGGGGGAGGGAUUGUAGUCAGGCCAGACCAAUCAAUUGUUAGAAGUGAAGGAAAUGUUAGAAGUGAAGGAGCUGUCAGAAGUGAAGCAAAUGUGAGAAGUGAAGGAGCUGUCAGAAGUGAAAAGAUUGUCAGAAGUGAAGAAGAAGUGCCAAUUUGUAAACAACAGUAA
Messenger RNA from Striga asiatica, 1605 nucleotides. The record is from the annotation of a GenBank genome assembly. Lineage: Eukaryota; Viridiplantae; Streptophyta; Magnoliopsida; Lamiales; Orobanchaceae.